AUGCAUCGACGUGUUACUACACAGCCACAGUUUCCGCCCCAAAGCAGCGGUGUCCUGUCCUUAUCCGAUGCCCUGUCCCCAGUAGUUUUACAACAAGGUGACAUUGAAUUUAUCACAUUGACUUCGCUGAACUUUCCAGCCUUUGUCUUGUACACACACCAUUUCUUAUCGUCUCUCCAGUCGCCCAGGUACUUGUUACCGUCGGUGAAUGUUAUCCCUAGGUCGGUCGCACAACAACUGUAUGCUGUUACGUCCGGCUUGUUCUCCGCGGGCCCAGUGCAGUAG
Molecule: messenger RNA, 285 nt
Organism: Plenodomus lingam JN3
Lineage: Eukaryota; Fungi; Ascomycota; Dothideomycetes; Pleosporales; Leptosphaeriaceae
Source: RefSeq, a predicted model, not a curated record